CCUGUUUGGUUCUCCCAGUUCAACUUCCUCUUUCCCAGUGCUCGGAGUGGUGUGGAAGUGAAAGAGUACCUCACAGGGACACAAAUACAGGGGAACUAGGGAGUCUGUUUCGUCAUAGACUAUGACCGGGAAAAAAAAUCUAAACAAAGUCUUUGGGCAACGUGAUCCGGAUACAUCAGAAUCUUUGCGAAGAUCUUCAAGUUCUAAGAAGUCCAGAGGUUCACAAUUAAACUCUGUGGAUUUACAUGCCCUGGAUGAAUGACAAUCUGGAAAACACAGAAGAAAAGAUACAAUAUAUUUUCCACAGACCACGAGCAGGAGCAGGAGCAGGCUUCAGAGCCCUUGUUUUUUUUUAUGAAACACCUUCUUCCUUCACGCUUUAGAACCUUUGGUCACACUUCGGAACACUUGUUCAGAACUUAGAACCCUUGUGCUGGAUUUAGAACCCUCGCUCAGGCUCUACCUCUAGCACAUUCUCUGAUCCGGUCAGCAUUGCCUCAUGUGGGUGCCAGUGUCACCACCACAGCAAAGGCGUAUGGACUGUAACUCUCACUCUUUCAUAUUGUAUCUCUCUCUUUCAUACUCUAUCUCUCUCUCUUAGUCCCUCUAUCUCUUUUUCUCUCUCUUGGUCUCUCUAUCUCUCUCCUGGUCUCUCUCUAUCUCUCUCUUGCUCUCUCGCUCUCUCUCCCUUAGUCUCUCUAUCUCUCAGUCACUCAUAUUUAUCUGUCUUCGUCUCUCUCUGUCUCUCUCUGAGACCCCCCCUCCUCCACUGCCACUUUCCCAAGCGGCAGUCAUGGGCCCACGGAAUUCCAAGCACCUCUCCGACGACUCGGCGUGCGGGGACCCCGAGGUGGCGUCACGCAACCGCAAGGCCAGCAGUGUCAGCAUGCUGGGGGUUCGCCGUGAAGACCUGAUGGUGUCAGCAGAGCGCAUCAGGCGCCACACCGUCAAGCACCUGGGAUUCAGCACACUCAGCCUGGCCAUGAGAGGACUGGAGGAGGUACCUGUGGAGCUGUGGGAGGUCCGAGAGCUUCAGAAGUUGAACUUGUCCCUCAACUGCCUUUCUGGGCUUCCGUCGGGCCUCGGUCGCUUGGCCAACCUGGUGCUGCUGAACCUGUCGGGAAACCAGCUGAGCUGCCUGCCGGCCGAGCUGGGACUGUUGCAUCACCUACGCGUGCUCUUCGCAUACCGAAACCAUAUCAGCGAGGUUCCUGAGGAGCUGGGUGCGUGUACUAAGUUGGAGGUGUUGAGUUUGGCCAGCAACCAGAUCAGGAGCCUGCCAGCCAGCCUGGGAGCCAUGAAACACCUGAGCCACCUCAACCUCAGCCAUAACCGUGUGGCCCACAUCCCGGCGUGUGUGUACGCCAUGCGGGGGCUGGUGUUCCUGCACCUGGCCGGCAACCAGCUGGAGAACAUAGCGGACCAGAUCCAGGACCUCGUCAACCUCAAGAUCCUCAUCGUCGAGGGCAACCGGCUGCACGCGCUGCCCAAGACACUCUGUUCUCUCAGUGCUCUGGAGCUGCUGAACGUGGACUUCAACGAGCUGCAGAGUCUGCCCGGGGAGAUGCACCUCCUGCUGCGUAGGAGGCUGGGCAAGCUGGCCUGCCACCCCCUGGACACGGGGCUUCACGUGGCCCACAACCCGCUGCUCAAACCCAUACAGGAGGCCCUGCAGGGCGGCAUAGGGGCCCUCUACAACUACCUCAAGCCUGGCUGAGCAUUCGAACAUAGGGGGCCCUCUACAAUAACUUGAAUCUUGGUUGAACAUAGGAGCCCUGUACAAUAACCUAGAGAGCCUGGUUUAACACAGGGCCCCCCUACAAAUAGUGCAAGCCUGGCUGAGCAUUCGUUGGGGCCCUCUACGAGAACCUCAAGCCGGGUUGAACAUAGGAGGGCCUUUACAACUACCUCAAGAAUGACUGAGAAUAGGGGGGCCCUACAGCUACUGCAAACAUAAGGGCCCUCUGAAACUAGUGCAAGCCUGGAUGAGCACAGGGGACCACUACAACUACUGCAAGCCUGUCUGAACAUGAUGUGCACUGGAAAAUAACCUGAAGCCUGAGUGAAGAUAGGGGUCCUCUACAACUACUGCAAGCCUGACUUUUUUUUUUCUAUAGUCUUUUUUUCUCUCUCUGAUUAUUACCUGUGUUACAUGUAUCUUGAAAUGUUCAUGUCCAUGUAGGCAUUAUGUGUAUUUAUGUAAGCUUGACACCUUAAUUUCCCCCCGGGAUCAAUAAAGUUACCCUACUCUACUCUACUCGACACUACUUUCUGAACAUAGGAGGCCUCACUACAAGAACCGCACACCUGUCUGAUAGGGUCCCUCUAAAAUAACCUGAAGUCUGGCAGAACAUGGGUGCUGGAACCUGGGUGAACAUAUGGGGUCCCACAACAGCUGCAAGCCUGGUUACGAUGUAGGGACACAUGCACACAAAUCGGGCAAAGCAAAGCAAAGUUUGUCAUUCCUAUGAAGUAAGUGAAGUGCAGCGAAGCCUGGUAAAAAGGGGCAAAGAAAAGUGAAAAUAUUCUGCCAAGUUAAAGUGUUACGCAAAUGAGGAGUGUUUUUUUUGUCUGCAACAGGCAAUCAAAUUAACAGCAUAAAUGCAUUUCAGUCAAUCUGAUUCUCCGCUAUGACCGUUGACCUGUCAAAAUUAAAGACUGAAUUUCGUCUCUGUUUGCUUUGCUUCAUUUCAUCCCCAUGUGUCCCAGCCAUGAACAUAGAGUAGAGUGCUCCACAACUUCCACAAGUCUUGGAUACCACCAUGAGGAUGGGGUAGAGAUGACAACCUCGAGCAUGUUU
Engraulis encrasicolus (European anchovy) is the source of this 2800-nucleotide messenger RNA. Its product is annotated as leucine-rich repeat-containing protein 30-like. The record is from RefSeq and is a predicted model, not a curated record. The transcript has 5 exons. Lineage: Eukaryota; Metazoa; Chordata; Actinopteri; Clupeiformes; Engraulidae. Gene Ontology annotation, molecular function: protein binding. The coding region runs from base 794 to 1717 and encodes 307 amino acids.